AUGCCUAGUUGGGGCAGAAAAGAAAGCUAUGAUGGAUCGACCAGAGAGCAGAAACAGAUCCUCGCUGACAUCCAGUCGGGGUCUCAGAAAUUCACCCGGAGGCUUACCCAAAGAACCUCCAGCCACAAGAGAGAGAAGAGCGGAGAUACUCUCAUCCCUGUCACUGUACUAGGUGAAGGAGCUCAGCACGAAGAGAGAAGAGGACGGAAAUCUUCCAAUUCGACCCGCCCAGGACUUCCCAAACGUACCAGCAGUAUGAAGAGAGCUUACAACUACUUCUUUGGUGGGGCCCAGCCUGUGCCCGCCCCGGCUUCCCCAACAACGCCGUUGACUACAACCGAUAUCACAGCACCAAGUGAGGAUCAGCAGACGCCACGUGAAAAUGGCGUCGACACCCCGCCUAGGACACCCCGCGAGGCACCGCUAAGUGAAGACGAAGCUGGACAUGUUCCUGUUCACCACCCAUCUUCACAUCACGUUGGACUGCGCUACGCGCCUGCCUCCGCAAUACUAACCCGCCGCCUCCCAGCUAGCGAGCCCCCCUCACCGCAAGCCAACGACUCGAUCGAAGUGCAAAUCGAAAAGCUCAAAACCAAGCUUGCCCACGCCGAAGCCGAUCUCGACGAAGCCCAGAAGGUGGCACAGUCGCAGGACGAGCACGUCAAGGUGCUUGAGGAGGACCACAAAGAGCGUGAGCGGGGCUUCGAGGAGCGAGAGGCAACGCUGCAGCAGGAUAAAAAGGAUCUCGAGGAGCACAUGGUAAGCGUCGUCGUACAGCAAGUGCGCGAAGCUAAAACCAAGGAGAGGAGUAUCGUCCUCGACGAGUGCGAGACCGAGUUCAACGCCAAGAUGGCCCAAGUCACCCAAGAGCACGAGGCUCGCGUCACCGAGCUGCAGCAGGAGAUUGAGGCCCUCAAGGCCGAGAUUGAGACACUGAAGAGCACCGUCGCCAAGCUCGAGGCUGACAAGGGCGAGGCGAUACCCAAGGCGGACCUCGAGGCCAAGGACGGCGACCUCAAAGUCCUGUCGGAAGAGAAGGCCGCCGCCGAGGAGUCACUUGCUAAGGCGAAGGCGGAGCUGGAUGAGCUUACCACCGCGAAGAGCACCGCCGAGGCUUCGCUGUCCAAGGCGAAUGCUGAGCUCGAGGAGUUGAAGAGCCAGAAUACUGCCUUGGUGCCCCAGACCGACGUCGAGGCCAAGGAAGAGGCUAUUGCUGCUCUCACUUCGGAGAGGGACAGCUCAAAGGAGAAGGUGCAGGAGCUCAUGGCCGAGGUCACUUCGCUCAAGUCGCAGCUUGAAGAGUUGGAGGAGGCCAAGGGCGCCCACAUCAAAGAGCUGCAAGCGAAGCACGAUGAAGCCACCACGCAGCUCACCGCCAAGACUGAUGAACACGGCAAGCUAUCCGAGGAGGUUGAAGGCCUUCGUAGCACUCUCGAAGCGUCAGCUGCGGCGGAGACAUCCGCUCAUGGUGAAGCUACGACCAAGACCCAAGAGCUGGAAACCGCUCUCAAGGACGCACAGGAAAAACUCGACUCUCUCGCCGAGUCGAGCAAGACCGAGGUCGAUGGUUUGAAGUCACAAAUCAGCGAUCUGGAGGAGAAGCUCCAGGCUGCUGACGUGUCGAAGGGUGACGCUGAAGGCCUGCACACUACUAUCAGCGAGCUCAAGGCCUCGCUCAAGGAGGCGCAAGACGAAUUGGCUGCAAAGACAUCCGAGCUCGAGGCUUCGUUGUCUUCCCUUGCUUCCGAGAAGGAGGCUGCCACCAAGGCGGCAGAAGAGGCAAAAGCCAACGUCGACACUCUGACUGCCAAAAUCACUGAUCUUGAAGCCUCCCUAAAGGAGUCUGAGGAGAAGCUCUCAGCAAAGGACGCAGAGAUUGAGAGCGCCAAGAGCGCUGCUGACCAGGCUACUACCUCCGCGAAAGAGGAUGCUGAAGGUCUGCGCACCACCAUUAGCAAGCUUGAGGCUGACCUACAAGCUGCAAAGGACGACGCUAAGGCUGCAAAGGCCGAUGCCAACACCGCAUCCACAUCUGCCCAAGAAGAGGCCGAAGGACUUCGCAGUACCAUUAGCAAGCUGGAGUCUGAGUUGGAGGCCGCCAAGGGCGAUGUCAAUUCCGCCUCGGAGUCUUCGAACACAAAGAUUACUGGUCUCGAGACUUCAUUGAAGGAGGCACAGGACAGCCUGGCUGCAAAGGACGCUGAGCUUGAGGCUGCCAAGGGCGAUGCAAGCAAGGCCACCGAAUCCUCAAACACGAAGAUCACCGAGCUUGAGACAGCGCUCAAGGAGGCAAAGGACAGCCUAGCAGAGAAAGAGUCUGAGCUAGAGGCCGCCAAGAGCGAGACUGGUAAGGCUACUGAAACCUCCACUGCCAAGGUCACCGAGUUGGAGCAGUCUCUGGCUACCACCAAGUCGGAGCUCGAGGCCGCGCAGAAGAAGGUCGCCGAUGCCGAGGAGGAGGCCACCAAGUCUACUGAGUCGGCCAAGGAAGAGGUGGAAGGCCUUCAGAAGCAAAUCGCUGAGGUGGAGGCCUCCCUCAAGGAGUCUACACAAAAGCUAGAGGCAAAGGAGGCGGAGCUUGCUGAGGCAGCCAAAGCCACUGAUGUAGCUCAGGGCAGCGCGGACGAGCUGAAGGCGAAGAUUGAGGAGCUGGAGGCAUCUCUCAAGGAGUCAUCACAGAAGCUUGAGGCGAAGGACACGGAGCUUGCAGAAGUCACAAAGGCAGGCGAUGCGGCAAAAGGCAGCGCCGACGAAUCGAGCGCCAAGAUUGCGGAACUCGAGGCAUCGCUCAAGGCAUCUGACGAGAAGCUCGCCGAAGCUCUCCAAGCUACCGAGUCAUCGAAGGGUGAGAGCGGCGAACUGACGACCAAAAUCGAGACGCUGGAGAAGGAGUUGGCUGACGCUAAGGCGGAAGCUGGUAAGGUGGCGGAAGUUGAGGCAUCGCUCAAGGAGGCUGAGAGCAAGCUGGCAGCUCAGGAGGCUGAACACUCCGAGAAUCUUCAGGCUGCUAAAUCAUCCGGUACGGAAGCUACCGAGAAGACGACUCUGUCAACCGUCCAAGCUGAGUUGGCUGAGGUCAAGACUGCACACGAUACUCUUGACAGUGAGCUCAAGGCAUCCAAGCAGGCGGAAACCGAAGCCAAGGAACAACUUGAAAGUGCCGCAAGUGCCUCGACAGAACACUCAACCAAGGCCGAAUCUCUCGAGACUGAGCUUGCGGAGCUGAAAGCAACUGCUGAUAAGGCGUCUGCCGACAAGGCCGAGCUAGAGGAGAAGAUCAACGCCCAUGACGCCAAGGUCGCUGAACUGGAAGCCAGUGUCGAGACUGCCACAAAGGAGAAGGCUGCCAAGGACACCGAGCUCACGGAACUCCAAGCCAAGCUCGAAGAGUCGGCCAAGCUGUCCGACAGCCUGAAGGCCCUCGAGGCUUCCAAAUCCGAAGUGGACGCCAAACUAGAGACCAGCCAGAAAUCCCUCGAAGACGCCCAAGCUGCCGUCAAGGCCCAGGAAGAGAAGCAAUCGGCUCUUGAAGAAGAGCUUACCUCCGCCAAGAAGGCAGGCGAGGAGAGCAAGACGGAGCUUGAUAACUUGAAAACAGAGCUUGAGAAGGCCAAGAGCGAUCAAGAGGGGCUUAAGAAGCUGAAUAAGAGUGUCAUGGAGAAGUUGAAGGAGAAGGAUGCCAAGGUCAAGGAGUUGACCAAGGCGGCCAAGGCGGCUGAGGCUUAG
Molecule: messenger RNA, 3726 nt
Organism: Cucurbitaria berberidis CBS 394.84
Lineage: Eukaryota; Fungi; Ascomycota; Dothideomycetes; Pleosporales; Cucurbitariaceae
Exons: 7
Coding region: 1-3726 (1241 amino acids)
Source: RefSeq, a predicted model, not a curated record